Messenger RNA from Cuscuta europaea, 3431 nucleotides. NCBI's taxonomy places the organism in Eukaryota, Viridiplantae, Streptophyta, Magnoliopsida, Solanales, Convolvulaceae. The record is from the annotation of a GenBank genome assembly.
GGAGUAUAAUUUUUAAAGACUGUGAAGUUAGAAGUUUUGAACUUUGGAAAGGAAAGCAGUCGGAUUAUUUCAUCACCGUCUCUUCGGCUCUGUCCUCCAAAAUUCCACAAUUCACCUUUCUUCCCUGUCGUUUCAUCCAGGUAUCUCCCGUUUCAACGUCACCACCACAAAAUUAAGAAUCUCAAUCGACACGCUAUGUAACAAUAUGCUUGUAUAAUUUUGGAUUUACAGCACCUUGUAAUUGGUUUUCACAUUUGAAUCGAGGCGAUUGUUUUCUCAGACCCCGUAAUGGUUUUCUGACUAGGAAGGACUGUAGCGAUUCGCGGACAACCGCCAAUGUCGCUCUUGUCUGGCCACUCACACCAUUGUUUUGUCUAGUAGUACUCACGCACGGUUUCAGUUCUUAAAAGAACUUCCGUCGUCUCUAUCAGGUGUAGAUUGCUCGGGAAGCAAAUAAAGAGAGGCAGAGAUAAUGAGCAAGCACAAUAGAAGAUGCAGUAGACGCAAGGCACAGGAAGUUACUCUGAAACAAAGAACUUACAAGAAUGAUAUAAGUCAUUUGGAGACUUCUAGCAACCAACAAAACCUUUCUUAUUGUAUGGAUACCUCAGAGGAUACACCAAUCCAAAUAGAUACAGCUGGCUGCCAAAAAUUUCUUCUUGAAGAAGAAUCUUCUGCAAAUUUGCUCUCCUCAACGAAAAAAGCUUUGGAAGAAAAUAUGCGUGGGAAAAAGAAGAAAAGGAAAAAUAGUAAAAAGAAUUGUUCUGAAACCAUCAUGAAACCAGAGGUUGUGACCCCCGAAGAAGAGUUAAUUGUACAACUGUCAACUCCAGAGCUUCAAGAGCUAGAUAUGAACAUUGAGGCAAACAGUUCCAAUAGAAAACAGAAGAAGAACAAGAAAAAAAAGCCUAAUAUACUCACAAGCGAUCCUGUUGUUGUGGACACUUCUUCUGCACCACAACCAGUGACAAUUGAGGUAGAAUCUGCUACUAGAAUGCAUUCAACGGAGCCCCAGAAGUUGGUUUUAAGCCCAAUAGAAGAUAGUUUGGAACCAAAAAUGUCCAGGAAAAAGAAGGGAAAGAAGAAGAGAAAAAGUAAAAAUAUUUCUACUGAAUCCAUGACUAGUUCUGAGCUUACUCUCCCUGAAGCAGACUCAUCUUUACAAUUGCCAGCUCCAAAGCUUCAUGAGCUAGAUAUAGACAUUGGUGCAAACAGUUCUAACAGGAAGCCAAAGAAUAAGAAGAAGAAGAAUAAACUAAAUAUGCUCACAAGUGAUGGUGUUGAUAUGGACACUACUGCACAUCCACAUGCACUUGAGGUAGAAUCUUCUGUGAAUUUGCAUUCUUUAAAGCCUCAGGAGUUAGUUUUGAACCCAACUGAAGAUCUUCUGGGAGAAAAUAUGUCCGGGUUAAAAAAUGGAAAGACGAUGGAGAAAAGUAAAAACAUUUCUACUGAAGCCAUGACUAAUCCUGAGGUUACUCCCCCCCAAGUAGAUCCAUCUCUACAAUUUCUAGCUCCAGAGCCUCAAGAGCAAAAUAUAAACAUUGAGGCAAUUAGGUCUAGCAGAAAGCAUAAGAAAAAAAAAGUAAAUAAGCCUGCAAGCGACGUUGUUAUUUUGGACUCAACAACUUCUGAACCAUUGCUACUGGAGCAUCAAGUGGGGUAUACAAGUUUGACCAAAGAUAUAUCAGAGCAGUGCCAAAGUGGACAAAAGAGUUCAAAUGGUAAAAGGAAGAAGAAAACGAACGCUACAAGUAAUGCUGCUGAUGUCCACACAAUGUCUGGACCUCAACCAGUGGAACUAGAGCUUCAAGAGAUGGAGACAAAGUUGAUCAAUGAUACAGAGGAGCUGAAUGAAAGUGUCCAAAAGUGUUCAAAUGGGAAAAAGAAGAAGAAAAAGAAGAACCUCACAUGUGAUGCUGCUGUUCUUAACACAACUACUUGUGAACCGCAACCAUUUGCUAAAGAGCUUGAAGAGAUGGACACAAGUCUGACCAAAGAUGUAGAGGAGCAGAAUGAAAGUGGCCAAAAGUAUUCAAAUGGGAAAAAGAAGAGGAAGAAAAAGAAUCUGGCAAGUAAUGUUGGUGAUACAGAGUCAACUGGUCAAGUACUUGUUCAGCCAGAGAGUCUUGAGAGAGGUUCACUUUCUCCUAUAGAUAUUGAUGAAAAUAAUGAAAAUGGGCGGAAGAGAAAGAGAGGAGAAAUUGAUGUAGAGUUGGCUGCACAAAUGUCGGAACCUGAUAACCAAGAGAAGGAAAAGAAGGCAAAAAUUGUAAAGGGGCGAGGUGAUGACAUAGAUCAUGCUAAGACCGCAAAACAAGUCUCACUAUCUUCUAGGAUGGAAGAGACUGAAGCUCUGUGUGUAGAUUCUGUAAUGUUGUGUUGUGCGGAUCUUAAUGAAAAACAUGGGUCUCAUUUAGCUUCUCCUGAAAAGAUUUCAACUGCUGAAAGCUGCAUUGAUCGGAACCAUCUUUCAUCCGGUUUAGAGGUAACAAUGGAAUCCAUGGAUGUUGGCAGACGCAUGAAGAGAAAGCUGCUCAUUCUUGAUUUGAAUGGACUACUUGCAGAUAUAAUUAUGCCACCACCAAAAGACAUAAAACCUGAUACAAGCUUUCUACGAAGGGCGGUAUUCAAGAGACCCUUCUGUGAUGAUUUUCUGAAGUUCUGUUUUGAGAGAUUCGAUGUGGCAAUCUGGUCUUCUAGAACGAAGAGAAUUAUUGAUAGAGUGGUAGAUUAUUUAUUGGGAGAUCUGAAGCACAAGUUGUUAUUUUGCUGGGAUAUGUCUCAUGCUACCCCGACCAAAUUCAAGACUCUUGAAAACAAAGACAAACCAUUGGUCUGUAAGGAUUUAAGGAAAAUAUGGGACACACUCUACCCUGGUCUACCCUGGAAGAAAGGAGAUUAUGACGAGUCAAAUACAUUGCUAUUGGAUGAUUCUCCUUACAAGGCCCUGCUCAAUCCUGCUCACACGACAAUCUUUCCAUAUUCCUACAACUUCAGGGAUAAACACAGGGAUAACUCUUUAGGCCCUGGUGGUGAUCUUCGUUUGUACUUGGAAAAGUUGGCAGAUGCUGAACACAUACAGAAGUUUGUUGAACAACAUCCAUUUGGACAAUGUGCAAUUAAUGAAAAACACCCCAGUUGGGGUUUCUACUCCCAAGUUAUCAACAGUCUUUCAUCAUGAUCAGUCCAACUUUGGUGCUUCUCUUAAUUUUUUGUGUAACUUCAGGUCAUACUAACUCACUGCAUCAUUUUUUCUAGGGUGCUGAUUGAAAAAAAUACAAAUUACCUUGAUAGAUUUUGUACCACCAGUUGUAGUUAACAUACUCAGUUUUAUUGAACAAGCCCUUUUGACAUGUUAAACAUUUUUGAGCUAAAAGCAUUGGCUUUGUUGGUUAAAGUUUAUACUAUAGAUGGUUGGUGAGUUGUGG